Molecule: messenger RNA, 4402 nt
Organism: Mercenaria mercenaria
Lineage: Eukaryota; Metazoa; Mollusca; Bivalvia; Venerida; Veneridae
Product: transmembrane protein 181-like
Exons: 14
Coding region: 380-1972 (530 amino acids)
Molecular function (GO): toxic substance binding
Source: RefSeq, a predicted model, not a curated record
AAUAUUCUUUGUGCAUUUUUUGUAAGAAGAAAUUACGAGGGAUUACGAGGAAUUAAUAAAAUGCAUGCACGUUCUGGCACGCCAACAAAUGGAGAUAGCUUUACUAAUUCCAAUUUCUAAACAUAUGCGCUGCCAGAAAACGUCUGAGAAAUCGUUAAGUAAUGUAGUAAACAUGUUCUGUUGUUAGCAGUUGUAGCAGUAUUUUAUUUUCUUGUUAAAAAGAUUGCAGGAGUGACACAUCGUGUGGUUUUUAGAGUGUAUUUCACCAUUUAUUCGAAAAUUUUAUGUGAUUUAAACCUGUGUGCUUCAAAAUAUUGUGUUUUAGCGUUUUAGAAAUGAGUCAUUUGUGAGUAACAUAACAACGAAAACAUUGAAAAGAAUGGAUGUAACGUACUCGUUUUCAAAGGCCCCGUCAUGGGGUAACAAUGCACGUGCAUUCCUGUCUCAGUUUUCGGACGUGUUUAGCGCUUUUGGGAAGUACAUUGCACCCUCAUACAAACAUGACCGAUGUGAAAGAUCAGUUCAGAUGAGGCUGUAUUCCCUCAACAAGCGGCAGUUUGUGAUGGUGUUUUUCAUUUUCUUCAUAUGCUUUGGAAUCACGGUGCUCAUUGGAAUUGCAGGUCCUCCUAUCAUUAGUACAGUCACUCACAACCUGUCAGCUCUAACCCAGCCAGAUAGUGGUCUCAACAUGAAGACAGGUCCAUUCACACUGAAAUCACCGCCAUUGUCAACUUUCCAUCAGCAGUUCUGGUUGAUUGCACACAUCAUAACAGAUAAUAAAGCAGGAACAAAGAUAGAGCAGUCAUUUACUGUAAGCGUUUUCAUUGGUGGAAUUAAAGGUGAAGAUGAGAGUAUUAUCCAAUCAGAGAACCCGAAACUUGAUGGACUGUCUCACAAUAGAACAAGGCUAUUGUCUUGCAAAGAGGAGUGUAAUGACCUGAUAUUGUUACACCUUGGCUAUUUAGACUACACAUAUUACAUCAUAAACAUAAACUUCCAUGGUCUGGAGCAGCAGGCACAUUUCAAUAUCAAAAAUAUCAUCUUUUACUUCAAAAGCUACAACACAGCAUUUACAAAGCUAGAGAUUUGGUUGAGGUUCUCUUUUCUUGUCUUCACAUUUAUAGCUACGUGUUCAUUUGCUCAUUCAUUGAGAAAGUUUUCAAUAAGAGACUGGUCUAUAGAACAAAAAUGGAUGUCAGUACUUAUGCCACUUCUUCUUCUAUAUGAUGAUCCAAUAUUUCCUCUAACUUUUCUUGUGGAUAGUUGGGUACCUGGGAUGCUUGAUGGGGUUUUCCAAGCAUCAUUUCUCUGUGGCUUGUUACUUUUCUGGUUGUGUAUAUACCAUGGAGUUAGACAGACUGACAGAAGAUUUUGGAAGUUUUAUUCACCCAAGAUAUUAAUAGUGGGUUUAAUAUGGAUAUCUGCAGUCACCUUGGCUUCUUGGCAGGAGUACAAUGAGCUACAAGACCCUACAUACUUCUAUAGGCUUGACACAAGUAACUUUAUGGGAUUUAAGAUAUUUUUCUUCAUAGUUGGAGGUAUAUAUCUGCUGUACCUGCUGUAUUUGUUGGUCAGAGCGUAUGCUGAGCUUAGAUCCAUGCCAUACUUUGAUUUACGGUUGAAGUUCAUGACAUUUCUAAUGUUGAUAGUGUUAUCAAUAAGCAUAACAAUCACAGUAUUACGGUUUGGGCGUGCCGCUUUGCAAGACAAUUUUGUUGCGGAGUUAUCUACCCAUUAUGAGAAUUCGGCAGAAUUUGUAGCAUUUUAUGGACUGUUGAACACAUACAUGUAUACAAUGGCAUUUGUAUACUCUCCGUCACCGAAUGCAGUAUUUGAAACUCAUUUCAAGGACAACCCAGGUCUUUCAAUGUUGAAUGAUUCUGAUGAAGAGGUGCAUUAUGGAUCUGAUACAGAGAGCAUAGGGCUAACAAGGGUGCGGCCGAAUGCUGUAGGCAAAUACGACAGUGACUAGGUUAGCUUUGUAGCUUUGUUGCUCUAACUGUUCAGCUGUUUGAACUCAAACUGAAACAGUGUCAUACACAAACAUAGUUUUGGUAUGGCACACUAUCUGUGAUGAUGCUAAUAAAAGUGGAACACUUAGAGAAAGUCUCUGUGAUGACGAUGGAAGAUCAGAAGAAAUCCGGUUGAAUAUUUAUCAACUGUUUAUCUUAUUUUUUUGCUUGAUGUAGUUCAAGUUUCACUGAAUGGAUACAAGCUUGCCAGUAUGAGAGUUAAAGUAAACUGAAUAUUUUACGAUAGACGUGUUGUUAGUUUAAAAGUUACUGUGAAUUAUUUUAAUUUUGUGGGCACAUUAUUUUGUGAUUUUGGCCAUAAUUGCUUUUUUGUGGGGAUAUGAAUUUGUGUAUGGGAAUUUUGCUUGUUCGUUGAGAUUUGAUUUUUUGGAUUAUCUAAAGCAGGAAAUCCACAAAUAUAAGUCCCCUUGAAAAUUAUUGAUUUACAGUAUACUUUUUAUCAGCUGUCCACAGCUGCUUUUCUGUACAAAAGAGCAAAGUAAAACCUGUAUAUAUUGAUAAAAGGCUUAACUCUUAACAUUUUUUAAAAUGUAUUUGAAUUUGAAAUUUACUUUAAAAUGAUUUAUGUUAUAUUAAAAUGAAGAUCAUAAUAUGAAAACAUUGGAAAAGUUGCUGAUGCAAUAAUGUUAUAAGAUCAGAGAGAAAAUUUAUACAUUUGUCAUGUUAGUGAUUCAAACCCAUAAUGUCCCACCUCUUUCAUUAGAUUUCCACCAAGCUUCCUGAAAUGUUUCUCACCACUCUUUUUUUUGCAAAAAGUUAUCAAGACAAGUGCAAGACCAAAUAAUGGACAGCUGUGUUUGAAUCCUACAUUACCAAUCCUUAUCAAGGUAGUACACUGCAGUAUUUUACCAAGGACAUUAUGAAAGACAUGCAUCUUGAAAGGUUCAUAAUACAGACAAUAAGUCCAGUCUAAAAAAAUAGUUACUUUUCAAGGGGGGAGUUCUGGGCAGUCAUGGUCCUUUUAUUUGAAUAAUUACUUCUAGAUACUGGUAGUUUGAUUUUGACUCUUAAUCUAAUGGUUUACUAAUGGUAGUAUGCUAAUUAUGAUAGGUUUGAAUUUUUACAACAUACUUAAUAGCCGGAGAAGGGAUCUAAUUAGUUCAGUAGAUAGAUAUUGUGUUGGGAAGUAUUGGGGAGCAAUUUUCGUUUGAUUUGAAAGUAGACUAGAGUAUAGAUGUGUAUUUUUUAAAGGGGCACAACUCUACAUCUAUGUAAAAAAAUUUGGAAAUUUAGAUUUUUUUCAGUAUUUAGCAUUUAAAAAUUCAAUAUCAACUUGAAUAUUAUUGAAUUAUGAUAUUAAUAUUUGAUAUCUAUAAAUAGAAGUUUGAAAGUUUGAUAUUUGUAUGGAGGAAUGCUGCUUUUAAAUGGUUUCCAAAGCCAAACAUGUUUUGGAUCUGUGAUAAGCAUAAUAUAUAUGAUGAUGGUAUACAAUCACACAAAAAUAUAUGCUUUUGAUGUUUAAUACUGUAAAUGAUUAUUUGAUAUAUGGAGGGAAAAUCAUUGUUACUUAUCGGGGAAUAGUAUUCUUGGAUUUUGGACCUUGAAAUGAAAACCCAAGCAAAAAGUGAAAUUUUCACUUAUUUUUGUGAUCAAAGAAUCUCAUCUAUGUGUAUGAAAUUUUUUUUCUUGAGUCAAAAAUGAAAAAAAAAAUGCCAUAGAGGUUGAUUGAUAUUACAGUAAUGGUCCAAAAGUAGCAGAAUAGUUUACACAUUUAUAAUUAUGUGGAUAUUUGACAUAAAUUGUACAAAAAUGAACAUAAUUGAUGGUUUUAAGCAUAAUUAUGUGAUUUGAAAGCUAUGAAUAAGUCGAAGCUUAUAGAGGCUUUAUUGAAAGUGAGAAUUCAUUUAACAUGAUUGUGUAGUUAGUGCACAUGUUCAGAUGUAACUAUGAUAAUUAAUUGAAAAUAAAUUCUUUAUUUAAAGAGGGUAAAACUUGUAAAGCUGAAACUAGAUAUCUUGAAUAUCCAAGGACUGAGCAUUUUACUAUGAGAUGUCCGAAUUUCAACUUGAAUAUGGUACUUUGUGUACGCAUUUCUUGCUAAAUGUUUUGCAGUAGCCUAUAUAUAUGCAUGUACAUGUAAAUAGGACAUAUACAUUUUAUAUACAUUUUUAGAGUACUAUGUAAUUUAAAAUGCAUGUUUUAAAGUCUUUGUUAAAUUUUAUAACACAAGGUCAUGCCCUUGUGAAAACAUGACAGUAAAGUUGGUAGGCAGUUGGUAGUUGGUAGUUGAACAUUCGAAUAACCAACUACGUACUAGUUGCCAGUUGGUUAUUCAAAAUGCAUUAGCAAGUCUGAUUACCUUUUCAAACAUAAUGAUAAAAAAAUCAUUCUAAUCCUUUUUUUGUUAUUUAAUGUUAAUCUUCAUUUCU